Messenger RNA from Perca fluviatilis (European perch), 2364 nucleotides. RefSeq names its product solute carrier family 35 member 2 (gene slc35a2). The transcript is spliced from 6 exons. Bases 324 to 1499 code for a protein of 391 amino acids. NCBI's taxonomy places the organism in Eukaryota, Metazoa, Chordata, Actinopteri, Perciformes, Percidae. The record is from RefSeq and is a predicted model, not a curated record. Gene Ontology annotation, molecular function: UDP-galactose transmembrane transporter activity. Gene Ontology annotation, biological process: pyrimidine nucleotide-sugar transmembrane transport. Gene Ontology annotation, cellular component: Golgi membrane.
UCGGUCCUAUGGUCCUAUCUCUGCAGCAGUUUCUCCUCCACUUCCUGAACACCUCAGCCGCUCCACAGUGUGUUUUCAUCCCGGUUGUCCCCGAGCUUUUUCCUAACCUUACCUCCGGUCUAAUAUCCGUCUCACAGCACGGCUGCCUCCCGCUUUAAUCAAACUACAAACCGGAGUUUUGUGCUCCGGUUCGGUCUGAAGCCUGAGCCGUAGUUGGAGCUAGCUUAGCUUAACUGGGAGGUUAGCGGAGCGUUAGCCGCGAGCAGGCAGCGGGGCGAAGGCUCGGUCCGGGCGGGCGUGCAGAGGGAGCGCGAGCGCGCAGCAUGGCCGUUGGGAACCACAGCCAGGCGGUGGAGGAAAAGGCAGCGAGCCGGAGUCAGAGUGAAGUGAACCGGAAGCUGAAGUACAUCAGCCUGGCGGUGCUGGUGGUCCAGAAUGCAUCGCUCAUCCUCAGCAUCCGAUACGUCCGCACGUUGCCGGGCGACCGCUUCUUCACGACGUCAGCCGUGGUCAUGGCGGAGGUCCUGAAGGUCCUGACGUGUCUGCUCAUCAUCCUGCUGCAGAAGAGAUUCAACGUGAAGCAGACGGUGCUGUUCCUGGUGGACUCCAUAGUGUUCCAGUAUAAAGACACUCUGAAACUGGCCGUUCCUUCUCUCAUCUACACGCUGCAGAACAACCUGCAGUACAUCGCCAUCUCCAACCUGCCGGCCGCCACCUUCCAGGUGACGUACCAGCUGAAGAUCCUGACCACGGCUCUGUUCAGCGUGCUGAUGCUGAGGAAGUCUCUGUCCAGAGUUCAGUGGGUUUCUCUGGUGCUGCUGUUCGCUGGAGUCGCCAUCGUACAGGUGGAGCAGGAGGGGAAGAAGGAGGCCUCGGUGUCGGGCGCCUCCAACCAGAACUACACCGUGGGUCUGGUCGCCGUGGUGAUCAGCUGCCUGUCGUCGGGCUUCGCCGGCGUCUACUUCGAGAAGAUCCUGAAGGGCAGCUCGGCGUCCGUCUGGGUGAGGAACGUGCAGCUGGGCAUCUUCGGCACGGCGCUCGGCAUGCUGGGACUGUGGUGGAACGACGGCGAGGCCAUCGCCGAGCGCGGCUUCCUGUUCGGCUACACGGACGCGGUGUGGUGCGUGAUCUUCAACCAGGCGUUCGGCGGGCUGCUGGUGGCCGUGGUGGUGAAGUACGCCGACAACAUCCUGAAGGGCUUCGCCACGUCCUUCUCCAUCAUCGUCUCCACGGUGACGUCGGUGUACCUGUUCGGCUUCCACGUGGACCUGCUGUUCACCGCCGGCGCCGGGCUGGUCAUCGGCGCCGUCUACAUGUACAGCCUGCCCAAAGCCGCUGGCGGCGGCGGCGGCGGUGCCGCGGCACUGAACGCCAACGCCGGCGUGGCGGCUUCCUCGGCGUCUUCGCGGACGGACGUCGGCACCGAGAUGGAAGCCUUCCUGCCAAAAGCAAAGGAAGGCGUAGCGUCUCUCCCGCUCGCCGUCCGCAUGCCAGACUAACCGCUCAAAGCCCAACGGGACGAGGAGGAGGAGGAGGAGGAGGAGGAGGAGGAGGAAGGAGCUGCAGCGUCUCAGAAACCCUGACCGCCCGUCUGUCUGUCCGUUUCCUGUCUCGCCCUCUCUGCCUUAAAACUCUUGACUUCACUAACUGACUGAAACGAGGAGAAGCUGAGCGUUGAGAAUAUGUCUGUCUGUUUUUCCUGCCGGAGGCCAGUCUGCCGUCUGAUUGGAUGAUUUCACCGUGCAGUCCGGCAACGCGAGUCGAGGCCGAUUUAAUGUUUUUCCUUGCAGCGGGUUUUUGCGAGGAAUGAAACGAAUGAUUGUUAUUCUAAUUAUCCAUCGGGGUUCAACGUUAAGGUUGGGUUGUUUUGGGCCAAUGAGAGACGAUUCUUCUCGUCUGAAGUCGUUUUUUAGGAAAGGUAAAGGAAAAGAAAAGUGUUGAGAAAAUGUCCUGACAAAAAGCGCCAAAAUCGCCAAAAUUUUCAGACUGAUCUCAUGAAGUGGCGUAUGUAUGACGCGCCACUUCGUGUGCCGUUUCCCCCGACGACAACAAAAAAGAAAAACGCUAAAAACUUACAAAAAAUAAAAUAAAAUCGGGGAAAAUUGGUAAAUGUAUGCGUGUAUGUUUACGCAAAGUCAUGAUGUCACGUUGAAAAAAUUCGGAAAAAGCAUCGAAAAAAACGGCAGGAAAAAAAAAGCGCCAAAUGAAAAAAAAAAUUUAUACAAAAAAAAUCCGAAAAGCGUCUAAUGACAGAAACGUCAAACGUUUAAAAAAAAAAAUCUAAAAAAUUCCAGAGAAAAAAAACGCUAAAAACUUUUUAAAAAAUCUUCGGGAAAAUUGGCAAACUUCGAAAAAAAAAAAAAA